AAUGCGGUUCCUGCAGGACUGAGUUACGCCCUGUCCCUGAACUUUCAGGCAGUUUAAUUACCCUGAACCUGAGGCAGAUUUCAGGGCAGCAUUUUACCCUGGAACUGUCCUGCAGGGACAGGAUCCUGCAGGAUCAGGACAGGAUCCCUGCCCUGCGCCCAGCUCUAGUUGAUGCCGCGAUAAUUUACAACGAUGGAAAUGAAUAUACGAUACCACGCAACAUACAAGCGAGCAAAGCCGCUAAAAAACUCAGGCAAAUAGAAAAUUUAGACUGCAAGCAUUGCAUGGAGAAUAUCAGAGCCGGAAUGGCAUCCUCGCCCUCCGUAAUGUCUUUGCAGUAUAAUCAUAAACCAAUUCUGGCACUCGGGAUACUGCAGGUGCUGUUUGGAGCGGCUAUGAUUAUCACCGACAUCGUCAAUUUCAACAUCAUUCCGACUUCGGACAGCUUGUACUUCAGCCUCUUUGGCUCCGGUUUUUAUAUCGGCAGUUUUUACAUCAUUACGGGCUCCUUGGGGAUUGCCGCCGGGAGACCGUUACCCAGCGGGCAAUCGUCGCGUUCCCGCCGAUGUCUUCUUCUCACCACCCUGGUGAUGAGCAUCUUGUCAACUAUCAUGGCAGCAUCCUUGAUCGUGGUGCUUGGAUUUCUCCUGCACAUUUAUUUUCAUGCCGGCGAUGAUGACGACAGUGGUACCUACUGCGGUAACUGGAAAGAGUGUGCAGUCUUAAGGGCCCGCGGCAAAGCCAUCCUUUGGAGCUUCUUGGGACUACAAAGUAUUAUUUUAGUUUGUAGUUUGGGUCAGUCAGUUACUGCGGGAAUAAACGGGCGCAAAAUGCUGAAAGGCAACGAAAUCCCACAAGUGGUGUACCUCCAGCCUGACGUCAGUUAUCCACAAGGAGUGCCGGAACAGUGGGUUCCUUUCGUGGCAGAAUAACUAGUACAAUCGCCUUUUGCACUGAUUUUAGUGCAGGUUCAUUUAUAAUGCCGAUGUUCUUAAACAAUUAGCAUGAGCGAUGGUAAACGGAAUUAAAUGCAUAAUAUGAUAU
Messenger RNA from Paramacrobiotus metropolitanus, 1044 nucleotides. RefSeq lists its product as uncharacterized. The coding region runs from base 285 to 932 and encodes 215 amino acids. Gene Ontology annotation, cellular component: membrane. The transcript has 5 exons. Lineage: Eukaryota; Metazoa; Tardigrada; Eutardigrada; Parachela; Macrobiotidae. The record is from RefSeq and is a predicted model, not a curated record.